CACCGUGUGGGCGUCCUCCCUCAGGGCGCGGACUCCAAGCGGGAGCAGUUCCGCCGGUACCUGGAGAAGUCGGGGGUGCUGGACACGCUCACCAAGGUGUUGGUAGCCUUAUAUGAAGAGCCAGAGAAACCAAAUAGUGCACUGGACUUUCUGAAGCAUCACCUGGGAGCUUCAGCUCCUGAGAAUCCAGAAAUAGAGGCACUUCGCUUGGAAGUGGCAGAGAUGAAAGAAAAAUAUGAAGCUGUAUUGGAAGAAAAUAAAAAACUGAAAACCAAGCUGGCUCUGUAUGAACCACCUCGAGAUGAGAAGCAUGGUGAAUAACAGUAGUUUCUCCUUUAAUGCCUUGACUUAAUAAAGGGCUUCCUGAGAACUGCA
Athene cunicularia (burrowing owl) is the source of this 375-nucleotide messenger RNA. It is a transcript of the gene MYCBP, whose product is annotated as MYC binding protein. The transcript has 4 exons. The record is from RefSeq and is a predicted model, not a curated record. Gene Ontology annotation, biological process: regulation of DNA-templated transcription. NCBI's taxonomy places the organism in Eukaryota, Metazoa, Chordata, Aves, Strigiformes, Strigidae. The annotation marks the transcript as partial. Gene Ontology annotation, cellular component: nucleus. Gene Ontology annotation, molecular function: transcription coactivator activity.